AUGGUAGAUGUACAGACCACCAGCGAGGGGGACCCUUCGGCCUCCCCUCAGCUAAAACAAAGGUUCAAAACACAGUCCAAAUCUGAAUCCAAUAGCGAUGAACAUCUUCCGCUGGCACAGAUCCGCUUAAAGAGCCACGAGUGGUUUGGCGAAUUUAUUACAAAGCACGAGAUACCAAGGAAAGCUUUCCAUUCUUCUAUCGGCUUCAUAACCCUCUACCUAUACACCACGGGAAUGGACUACCGAAAUGUUAAAUGGCCCCUGAUAGUAGCCUUUGCCAUCCUGCUCCCGCUAGACCUGAUCCGUCUAAGGUGGAACGCAAUCAACAAGCUAUAUUGCCGAUGCGUUGGUGCGCUUAUGCGUAAGAGUGAAAUCCAUACCUAUAACGGCGUUCUGUGGUACCUGUUGGGCCUGAUCUUUGCAUUUUCAUUCUUCCCCAAAGACGUCGCGCUGAUUUCGCUGUUCCUGCUAAGCUGGUGCGACACAGCGGCCUCAACCUUUGGCUGCAAGUUUGGUCACCUCACUCCAAAGCUUGCCAGAAACAAGUCCCUUGCAGGAUCCAUCGCUGCAUUCGUUGUGGGUUUUUUGGUCUGCCUACUAUUUUACGGAGUCUUUGUUCCACACUAUGCCUACGUGAACUCGCCAGGUGAGCUAAGCUGGUCUGCGGAGACCAGCAGAUUGUCGUUGACACAAUUUUCUCUACUCGGCGGCGUUGUUGCCGCAUUAAGCGAGGGCAUCGACCUAUUCAAUUGGGACGACAAUUUCACCAUCCCAGUUCUCUCCGCUAUUUUCAUGAACGCGGUGAUUCGCUUUGCCAAGGCCACCUAG
This is a messenger RNA of Lachancea thermotolerans CBS 6340, 828 nucleotides long. It is a transcript of the gene DGK1, whose product is annotated as diacylglycerol kinase. Lineage: Eukaryota; Fungi; Ascomycota; Saccharomycetes; Saccharomycetales; Saccharomycetaceae. Gene Ontology annotation, molecular function: ATP-dependent diacylglycerol kinase activity. The record is from RefSeq and is a predicted model, not a curated record. The coding region runs from base 1 to 828 and encodes 275 amino acids. Gene Ontology annotation, cellular component: endoplasmic reticulum membrane. Gene Ontology annotation, biological process: phosphatidic acid biosynthetic process. The transcript has a single exon.